Molecule: messenger RNA, 1449 nt
Organism: Elgaria multicarinata webbii
Lineage: Eukaryota; Metazoa; Chordata; Lepidosauria; Squamata; Anguidae
Product: keratin, type I cytoskeletal 12-like
Exons: 8
Coding region: 1-1449 (482 amino acids)
Biological process (GO): epithelial cell differentiation; intermediate filament organization
Cellular component (GO): cytoskeleton
Molecular function (GO): structural molecule activity
Source: RefSeq, a predicted model, not a curated record
AUGGCUCUCUCCAUGCGAGCAUCUACAGGACCCCGUCAGUUCUCUUCCCGGAGUGGCUAUGGUGGAGGUUCUGUUAGGCUGUCCAGUUCCAGUAGUGUAGGAAGCUUUGGGGGAGGAUUUGGUGGUGGGUCUCUGCUCAACUUUGGCAGUAGUGGUGGUGGUGGAUAUGGUGGAGGACUGGGCAGUGGAUAUGGCGGAGGGUUAGGCGGUGGGUAUGGCGGAGGCUUCGGAGGGGGCUUUGGCGGAGGUUCGAGUGCUGGCUUCGGAGGGGGCUUUGGCGGAGGUUCAGGGGUUGGCUUCGGAGGGGGCUUUGGGGUUGGUGGCGGAGAAGGCAGCCUUUUAGCAGGCACCGAAAAAGAAACCAUGCAGAAUCUGAAUGAUCGUCUGGCCGCCUACCUGGACAAGGUGCGAUCUCUGGAGGAAGCCAAUACUGAGCUGGAACAGAAGAUCCGUGAGUGGUAUGAGAAAAAUGGCCCAGGGGCUGGUGGUGCAGGGGCUGGCCGAGAUUACAGUAAAUACUACCCCAUGAUUGAAGAUCUCAAGAACAAGAUCAUCAAUGCAACUAUUGAAAAUGCUCGGAUAGUUCUUCAAAUUGACAAUGCAAGGCUGGCAGCUGAUGAUUUCAGGCUGAAGUUUGAGAAUGAACUGGUUCUUCGCCAGAGUGUGGAAGCAGACAUUAAUGGCCUGCGCAGAGUCCUGGAUGAGCUGACCUUGACCAGAGCUGACCUAGAGAUGCAAAUUGAAAGCUUAAAUGAGGAACUGGCCUACCUCAAGAAGAACCAUGAGGAAGAACUCCUUGGAUUGCAAGGCAAUGCCACCGGGCAAGUCAGUGUAGAAAUGGAUGCUGUGCCAGGGGUUGAUUUGACCAAACUUCUGAAUGACAUGAGAGCACAGUAUGAGGCCGUUGCGGAACAACAUCGGAAAGAGGCUGAAGCCUGGUUCAACGAAAAGAGUGGGGAACUGAAAAGAGAGAUCUCUUCAAAUACCGAGCAGCUUCAGUCAGGAAAGAGUGAGAUCACAGACCUGAGACGGACUUUGCAAAGCCUGGAAAUUGAACUGCAGUCUCAACUUGCUAUGAAAAAAUCUCUUGAAGACACUCUAGCAGAAACUGAAGCCGGCUACUGUGCCCAACUCUCACAAAUGCAGCUUCAAAUUGGAAACAUGGAAUCCCAGCUUUUCCAAGUCCGAGCAGACAUGGAACGGCAAAAUGCUGAAUAUCAGCACCUCCUGGAUAUCAAGACCCGUCUGGAGAUGGAGAUUGAAACUUACCGCCGACUCCUAGAUGGCGAGAUUGGCUCAUUUGAAAGUGCUUCUGUGGCAAGUGUCAAAUCAGUGGAUUCCAGUCGCGAUCCAAACAAAACUAGAAAGGUCAAGACUAUCGUCGAAGAAGUAGUGGACGGCAAGGUAGUUUCAUCCCAAGUUAAGGAAGUUGAAGAGAAAAUAUUAUGA